AUGCCAAACCCAAACACCGGCGCAGUGAACCCAGUGCUCGAGCCAGAGGCUUUGCCCGAGAAUGCCAACGUCCCAGUCAAUGACGUGAAGGGCAGCUCGCCAGAGGGCAAGUACGGCGACAAGAACAACAAGAAGACCGAGGGCGGACGCGAGAACCAAGAACAGACCCGCAAAGCAAAGAGCUCGAAGAAUAACAAUGUGGGAGAUGAUACAAGUGCAAAGAAGUAA
Molecule: messenger RNA, 228 nt
Organism: Fulvia fulva
Lineage: Eukaryota; Fungi; Ascomycota; Dothideomycetes; Mycosphaerellales; Mycosphaerellaceae
Exons: 2
Coding region: 1-228 (75 amino acids)
Source: RefSeq, a predicted model, not a curated record